AUGCCUCCGAAACGGAAACGAGGAGCCACCGUUAAAGCGGCUUCCUCCAAGGCGAAGAGUAUCAAAGCGAGUGGUGGUGAUGAGGAUGGUGACGAGGAUAACGCCGCUGAUGACGAUACUACUCAUGCCGGGGUGGGUGGUCCGAAGAAGAAGAAGAUGAAGAUGAAGAACGACGAGCAAAAUCAGCAGCCGACACCAACAACGAAGGAGGAUGAAACGACGACCAAAACCGAACACACGUGUACUCCUCCUCCACCACCAAAAACGUGCCCGUACUUAUCCUUCGUCAACCGCCCGCUGUUGGACUUUGAUUUCGAAAAAAGAUGUUCGGUCUCGUUCGCGAAAGAAAACUGUUACUGUUGCUUAACCUGCGGGCAUUUUUUCGCCGGGAGAGGCCCAAAGACGCCGGCGUAUACGCACGCGUUGGAACGAGAAAACCACUUCGUGUUCAUGCACUUGGAAAAUGGCAGAGCGUUUUGUCUUCCAGAUAACUACGAGAUUUUCGAUGCGAGUUUAGAGGACGUGAGGAAAGUGUUGUUUCCUCGAUUUACGAGCGAAGAGAUUAAGCGGUUGGAGAAGGAGGCGAUAUGGUCGAAAGCGUUGGACGGGACGGAGUAUUUAGUCGGCGUGGUUGGGUUGAAUCGAGUGGAGAACGCGAAAGGCGUGAAUUCAAUCGUGCAAAGUCUCGCGAGGGUGGAAAAGUUAAGGGCGCAUUUUUUAUCCGCGUCUUUGAUUAGGAGCGACGGAAACAACAACAACAAAAAUGAAAACGACACGUUGCAAUCGUUGUGUCAGAGGAUAUGGAACAAACAUAACUUUCGCGGCCACACCAGUCCAGAUUCGUUCGUGAGGAAGCUCAGGAAACAAAUCAAACUCGCACACCCGGAGAAAUUAGAGACGGACAUCGACAAUUUAUUCAACGAUCCGUUUGCAACUUUGCGACAUUUUUUAACGUUCGUCGUGCCGAAAAAGUACGUCGACGAGCUCUUUCGAGGCGAGCUGUUGAUGCUGAACCAAAAGAACAAGACGCAGCCGUUCGUGUUCGUGCCGUUAAAGCUCCCAGACGCGCCUUUAUUCCGCGACGUGAUGGAGAAAAACGCCAUCCCGCAAGUCGCGCUCGCGGAGCUCUUGAAACCGUUCGCGUUGAAAACCGCCCCGGAGUAUUUAAUCUUAGCCUUCGUCAACCGGUUCAGCAAAAAUCAAUUCACGAAAGAGGUGAGCAAGAACCCAACCAUAGUCACGUUCCCGGUGAAAAACCUGAAAAUCCAAGCGUCGUCGGCGGCCGGUAGUAAUAGCAAUAGUAAUCCUUUUUCUUACGACUUGCUCGCCAACGUCGACUCCGCCGGCAAAGCGACCGUGAAACACGUCGACGGGAACUGGUACGAAACCAACGAUUUGUUCGUCAACGAAGUCCUCGCGCAACAAGUCACGCUCGGGGAAACGUACGUGCAGAUUUAUAAAAGAGUAGCAUCACCAUAG
This is a messenger RNA of Bathycoccus prasinos, 1479 nucleotides long. Its product is annotated as U4/U6.U5 tri-snRNP-associated protein 2. Lineage: Eukaryota; Viridiplantae; Chlorophyta; Mamiellophyceae; Mamiellales; Bathycoccaceae. Gene Ontology annotation, molecular function: zinc ion binding; cysteine-type deubiquitinase activity. Gene Ontology annotation, biological process: protein deubiquitination. The record is from RefSeq and is a predicted model, not a curated record. The transcript has a single exon. Bases 1 to 1479 code for a protein of 492 amino acids.